Messenger RNA from Beta vulgaris subsp. vulgaris (sugar beet), 326 nucleotides. RefSeq lists its product as uncharacterized. The transcript is spliced from 5 exons. Bases 18 to 326 code for a protein of 102 amino acids. The record is from RefSeq and is a predicted model, not a curated record. NCBI's taxonomy places the organism in Eukaryota, Viridiplantae, Streptophyta, Magnoliopsida, Caryophyllales, Amaranthaceae.
CAAGGUGUAUUGCAGAAAUGGCGAAGAAGCAAAAGGUGUCUGAAUUCGAUGAUGUGCAUGUAAGUGAUGACAAUGAAGAAUCUAGUACCGAGGAUCUUCAUUCAGACGGGGAAAAAGAGGUAAUAGGGAAGAAAUCUGGAAGAGCGUAUAAAGAAAUAGAAGCACGAGUGUAUCGGGAGAAUGAUCUAAGCAAAGGUGGAUGCUUGAAGGCAGAAGGCAAAGUAAUUGCUACACAACGCGCCAUGAAUAAUAAAAGAGAGAGUAAUAUGAAUUGUAGAGUAGAGACAUUUGGGAAGGUUGUGAAGGGAUUUGAUGAGGAAGUGUAA